ACACAUGUAAAAAUAAACGAAAACGGCGAAACAGAGGCAAGAAAACGUGUUUAGAUCUUCGUCCUCUUUCUAUAUUUCAUUUAGCACCCUAUGUACUGUGAUUCUUGCACGAAAAGUUGAUUCUUGCUCGAAGUAAUCUAUACGCUUUUCUAUAAACCAAAGAAAUGGUUGUGGUUUCCUCCGCGUUCUCCGCGCCGGCUGAAGGAAUCCUUCUUCAGCAGCCAUCGGUGAAGCUGCUGAUAAAUGAUCAGGAACUGGGCACUGGAACCCUCUUCAUCACUGAACAGAAUGUAACAUGGGGUGGCGGUGUGCUGACGGCCGGCGGUGCAGCCCCGACUAUCUCUCUUCAGUACCCCACCAUAUCUCUGCAUGCUAUCCAGAGAGAACCUACACCAGCCCUGUACAUGGUCUUGAACUAUGAACUCAGACUACCAGAGCUGGGCAUUGUUGGUGGCUCCGGAGAUGCCAACGAGGAUGAUGAUGACUUUGACGCUGAAGAGACUCCCAUCACACAGCUACGAUUCCUGCCGCAGAGUGAGAACGACCUGCAGCCGCUGUACACCGCCAUGAGCCAGGGCCAGGCUCUGCACCCGGACCCUCAGGACGAGGUGGACGAUGAGGACUCUUACAUGGACGGAGAGGAGUUUGAUGAAGGCGACGAGGAGUUUGAAGACGCCGUGGAGCGGACGCCCGAGGACGCGGCCGCGGAGCUGAGCCUGCUGCGCCUCGCCAACUCCAACGGAGACAGCUGCCAAGAAGAGGAAGAUGAAGCUAUUGGUGAUAAUCCAUAGACAUUGGCAUGACAUAGAAGGAGGUCGGACGCUGGGACGCAGAAAACGGAGUCAAUCCACAGUAAAAUAUCAGUACAGUAAAGCCAUCCUGUAGUAAUUAUUGCACUUCAAGGUACGCCUAAAUCUAUUUAAUUGUAUUUAUCUACUUGUAUUGUACGUACUACUACUUUGUAUAACUUUGUUCUUUCUUGAUGGAUAUGAGUAGUUUUAAAAGUGAUUCGUCUGAAUGUUUAUACUUUGUCGGCCUUAGUAUUUGGAAUACAAUGUGUGAAUGAUCAUCGUAUAAAAAUAUAAUGAAGAAAAACGUCAUAUCUAAAUGUUGCGU
Plutella xylostella (diamondback moth) is the source of this 1116-nucleotide messenger RNA. RefSeq names its product chloride nucleotide-sensitive channel icln (gene icln). Gene Ontology annotation, cellular component: pICln-Sm protein complex; spliceosomal complex; cytosol. The record is from RefSeq and is a predicted model, not a curated record. Lineage: Eukaryota; Metazoa; Arthropoda; Insecta; Lepidoptera; Plutellidae. Gene Ontology annotation, biological process: spliceosomal snRNP assembly; mRNA cis splicing, via spliceosome.